CGGAAAGGAUCGAUAAUCGAAGAUACUUCGUGCAAUGUCCUCAGACCAUGAGUGAAAUUGUACCAGUCGUCCUACAGUUCGUGUUUCUGGUCAUGCUUCUUUAAAUAUCCAUCAUCUUGCGGCAUGAAGCGUGUUCGUAGAAAGAGCGAGCAAUGAAGAACUCGGUCGAGUGCAAAAGGCUAAAAAACUGCUCCUGGAAACGAGUGCUUUCCAGAGAGAAAAGUCUUCAUAAGAUGAUCUGUGAAAAAGAAAAAUAUUUUUUUUUUGUUUCUUUACGACCAACUUUUUUUUACCAGGCGGGCGCAGGAGAGCGCCAACGCAAACGGCAACCUAGACACCAGAAAUGUCACCUUCCUCUAUGAAUGAUCGCAAUAAAUAUCCUUUUUUUCUUUUAUCUUACUAACUUUCCUUAUCUGUAAAUGUAAAAUAGGACAAAGAGGGGCCCUCACCCUAUUUUGAAGCCCCGUCCUCCCCCUUCAAGCCCGGUCCUCCCCCGUUCGUCUGUACGUUUAUCUCGAGCGAAAAAUCGCUUGAUUGAUGUCGAAUAUUUUUGUGUAAAAAUUUUCGUCUUCUUCCUCUGGUGAAACUACUUAACACCAACUAUUACAGAGCUAUAUUUUUAUCAGCGAACACAUCAAUCAAUUUAUCGAAUCGAAACCUUAUAAGAAAUGGAAAACGACAUACGGAGUUUGGCGCCGAGCGUGGCGCCACCUCUACCGCCUAGUGCGGAACCCGAAGCUAGUGAUAUCGAACAGUUUGCGGCGUCGCCACUCGCCUCUAACCUUGCAGUCACAGACCAGCAGCUUUCCAUCGAGUCAUCGAUCGCGCAGAACCACUGCAGGAAGCUGGAGAACCAGGAGAAGCGGAAUUUGCAUAGGCACUUUGUCUGGCGAUGUCUAGUGUGGACGGCUUUUUACGCGACGCUGUUCUACAGCAGUGGCGGGCCGUUCUUUUUGCUGUCGAUCAUGCAGCAAUGCUUAUGGAUUUAUCUUCAUCUUCCAUGAUUACUCGGUUCGUCUCUAACGUCAGUGAUGCUCUUCGUACUAUACCAAGCCACAACUAGGGAAGGCCCAGACUAUUUUGUAUGCAAUUGAUUUAUCGCCUCUAACAACCGGCUUGCUCUCCAGUUGGGUCAGAACCGAAUGCCGAAUGAAUGCGGAACCUACAACAGCAGGAAUUCUUGCAGAACAAGUUCUUGUACCCCCAGCAGUCGCGGCAGACGACGGCAGUCUUGCCUCGGCUCUUGCUGGCUACCUCCAAUCUGCCUUACACGGUGAGGCACCAGAAGCGCGUCAUCCUAAUGACGACAUCUCCUACCAGGCGAGACCUGGCAGCCCACAACAGGCGGCCUAUGCUUGCGCAGCACCAGUCUUUCCUCUGCCCUAUGAAAAACUAGUGUGGCGCCUCGGCUUUCCGAUGACGGCUGACCCUUUUGCAGUCUUUUUUCCGACUUUUGACGCAGACGCCUUUCCGAAGGCGGGAGCUAAGGGAGUGGAUACAACCCCGUCGUUGCUGUUGGAGGUGGCUGAUGAAGAAGGUAGUCCUCAUGAUGCAGCUGCAACUUCUAGUAGUGGGACAGCAGCAUCAUUGGAUGAAUCUCCUGCAACGACAAGCCCUACUUCUAGUUCUACUUUUACCCGCUUCCAUGUCAUGUCCCUCAUGGGCCAGAACUAUUUCGCUUUCUCGCUGCCUUACUACGUUGCUGCUUUUUUGGUUGAAAACUACAUCAUCUACUACGUCAUGGAGCGCGAAUUACGACAUAAGCCCUCAUUGCCGGGUUCAAUUAGUAAUCUGGGUCAAGGAGUGUUGAUGUUUUUGUGCUCUCAGAUGCUAUUUUUGAACUACAAGGAUCCCGUCUAUGCUUGGAUCUUCGAUCAUUUCCGGAUGACCGACGCUUUUCGGGAUUUAGACGACCCAACAAAGCAGUGGGCAGUCGUACACGAGGAGCAGUCAAUCCCUGUACCUCCGUUUUUGAUUCCCAGCUACAGUUCUGGGGCACUAGCGUCUUUGGGACUCGAAUCCUGGGUAUCUCCAGCGUUUUUCGUGUUCGUCUGCUGGUGGGUCUGCUUGUUGCAGCUCGACUUCUUCUACUACUGCUGGCAUCGUGCCAGUCACAGAAUGAGCUGGUUGUGGGCUGCGCAUUGGGUCCAUCAUAGUACAGAGGAGUACAACAUCUCCGUCACUUUCCGAGAGCCGAUUUGGUGGUCGGAGAUGCUCAUUCCUCUCCAGUUCGCGAUCAUGCGGGCACCGGUUGCGGUGUUUGGCUUCCCGAUCGUCUUCAUGAACACGAUCUCCUUGAACGACACGUUGUACAUGAACAUGCUGCACACCGAGUUGAUCGACCCUCUGCCAAGAGCGGAGCUGCUGUUCAUGACGCCGAGUCUUCACAGGGUGCAUCAUGCGAGGAAUCUGAGGGCACUGGCGAAAAAUUUCGGGUCCUUGUUCAGCAUUUGGGAUCGCUUAGGUGGAAGUUACGAGCCAGAGUAUUUGCCAAGCGCAAGUGGUAAGUUCCCAACACAGUAUUUGAAUGUGGAGGUGGAUGUCCCAAAACCUGUGGAGAACAGGCUUAGUGUGGCUGGAAUAGCUGUAGUGGACGAGCAAAGCACUUUGCGUCUGCGAGCACCACUUUUGGCAAAGGAGGACAGUACCAGAAUCGCGGAGGAUCACAUGAACAAGAAUAACCAGCCAUCUACUUUGCAGAGUAAAAUCAUGCCUGCUGUGUCUAGUAGUGUCGCAGCAAUUGCAGGUUCACCACCGAGGUCACAAGCAGUGUCGACAUUAGAGGAUGAUGCACAAGAAGAUGCUCCAACAGCUAAGCAAGGUGGAAAAGUUGAGGACCGAAAGAACUCUCCAUCCGGUCAAGCCCCAACAAUGACCACAGCCACCAGCACAUCUUCUUCUGCCUCUUCUUCCUCCAACAAUUCCCUGCUCUCCCUGCUCAAGCGAUACUACAUCGACCGACAGGACACGAGGAAGUGCAAGGAUGACAGAGAACCGCUUAGAUACGGGGUCAUACCUCAAUUCCACUCUUAUGACAUCUGGAGGCAGAAUCUAGAGCACUGGUUACACAUGUUCAGAGUGCAGCCAUGGUACAACGGACACGGAAUCGCUGCGCCGUUUCUCCACUGGACAAAGCCAGGAAGCCGGUGUCCGCCGCUUAGUGAGAGAAGCAGAAUCAAUGGAUACAAGGUUUUUGCAACUAUUUAAUUAGGUACAGACUCUCCAGAGCAAGAGCUUGAAAAAGACAUCAUCCAUGUCCUUCACCCUGUGCAAAUCUGAAAAAACAAAUACAUAGUACCCUUCUCAUAACACAACAGAAAUUCCGCGCUGAUGCUUUGCACAUUGGCUGGUCAGUCUACGUGAUUCUGGAGUUUAUCGUCUUUUUCUUUGCGGCAUUAGGCUUCGUGGCGACAAACUACGACAUGAGCGUCAAUUUGGCGAAAACGUACUUGCUUUGUUUUACUUUUGUCUCAUAUUCGUUGUGCAUAUUAUAGCGGUCACAUUCACAAGAUGAGGAAAACCAAAAUUAUAGUCAUCAUGAUGGUAACUCUAACUGUUUACCACCAUCUUCUUCUUCAUAACAAACAGAUUCUACGGUUCCUGCUACACGCCGUUCAUGCUACCGGAAACCUGCAUGCCUGGUCCGAUUGCCGAGUACUUUGGACCUCAGAAACUCGUCGCCGCUUGUCUCCAGGUUGCGGGAUUCAUGUUGGGGAUGUGGACUAUGGCCAACAUUGGGGAAAUCAUGAUGGCGACCGAAAAGGCACCGAGUUAUGUCGGUGUACCAGAGGGGUACGCGCCGAUUCCGGAUGCAGUGUUUUUGGCCGGAGGUGGUAGUGGUAGUGGCGGACAGAGCAAUGGAGUAGGAACAGUGUCACAGGGAAUCACUCGCAGUAAAUCAACUCUAGCCAUGACUUCAGCGAAGGACCUAGCAUUUACAAUGCAGGCUCCUGACGGAAAAGAUGGGAACACUGCUCCUAGGGGCAGUACAACAUCGUCCAAAGAUAACAAUGGAAUCUCAACAGAUUCUCUGUUUUUCCUCCGUCAAUCCACGACCAGUUGUGCUAAUGCCGAUGAAGGACGUAGUCUAGAUGGCAGUGUCGACGUGAAUUGCGACUUCGUAAGAACAAGAAGCGGCGCCAACCAGCGAGACUAUUCGCAAAGUCUCAAGGUAGAAGAAACAGAUGAAGAUACAAGAGAGCGCACCAUACAGGCAACAGAAGUAGCGGUGGAAGAAAUAGAAGCGGCUUUGUCCAGAAAAUUGUCUGCUUCUACAAUGGCUGGUGGAGCACCGUUUCCUAGUGGCAGUGCGGCAGCAUCAACUUUCAUCAGUAGUUCCUACGAAACUAGUGCACGAUCUUCUACGGUUGGAGGUUCGCUUCCCCAAGCAGGUCAAGCUCCUGCUCAGCUAGCAGAAGCAGUGAAACUGCUCAGUGCGCAGGAUCCUCCUGCUGUAACGAGUCCUAGGCUUUCCUCGGCUAGUAGUUGUGUCGCAGUUCAGUCGUCAGCAAUGAGCACUAUCGCUGGUGGCUCCUCGGCUGUCGCAAGCAGCAGCUGCGUUGUUCACAGUUCACUAUAUCCUACUCCGAGUGCUGGUAGUACUGCAGUACAAGAACUUAGUGCAGGUGGUGGUAAGAGAAAGACCUCGAACGACAACAAGGACAAGAUCUUCCAUGGUCGAGAUCCAGCUAGGUGGCAAGGUUUAGGCGAACAGAAUCUAGGCUCUCUCAUCUACACCAUUCACGAGGACAAUGCACCAGAAUUGCUUCCGGGUGAGAAGGUCUACGAACGCAAACUCAUCUACGCCGAGAUGCUGCGGCACUGGUUCGUCGUGUUUUGGGCCUUGCAGUUCGGGGAUGCCAUGUACAACGACAGUGAUCCCGACAGUGCAGCCACGGUUAGUCGCAAGUGCACUAUGCUAACGCUGGCCUACGCUGCAUUUCACGUGCUGGCUUUGCCACUUCUAGUGUUCUUUGGGAACACCAGGUGGGGCCGGGAGAGCGCAGCGCGAAGACGCUACAGAGGCUGACCUGCAAGUGGACAUUGAGUCCCUAGAAAUCUGAUCACAUAGGGCACGCCGCAUAGAAUAGUAAGAGUAACGCAUUACAUCAACAGCUCGUUUAGGAUUCUAGUUAUUUCGUUAGUCGCACUCGCAAGCAGAACCAAUUCAAAUUUAAAGUCAAGUUCAUGAAACAAAUAGUUAAGAUUCCUUCCUAGACCUAGAUGAUUCAGCAACAUCAAAAUCCGAUAAAGAGAUGAGGGGGCUCGUACUAGAGCCUUCAUCACCUAUAUCAUAAGGCAAUAAUCCAGAAGCAGAAGUCAUCCACCAGAAGUCAACGUACUACGUAUAGAGAUGAUUGAAUGUCAUAGGGAGAAUAGUUAUCUUAUUCUGAGAACACCAAGAACACCCUACUUAUUCUGUGCACGACCAUGUACUUUUGCUAGAUUCAACAAUUUACUACAGGAAGACGCAGCAUGUACUUGAUGUAAGUAGAUUCAUCAACAACACAGGAAGAACAAUAGCUUUUGAGCAUUGAGAUGGAUUCGACCCAAGACCCGCCAUACGUAUGCAGACUCAAUGAUGGGGCGAGGCGAGGAGAAAUUAAGAACGUGGGAGACUCGAGUUUAUAAAGUCUUCGUGAUUACAAGUAGUUGCAUACUACAUAGUGUGUGGUUACUAUCGUCUCAUGCUGGGUCAUUCUCAUUCUUCUAGCAAAAACCAAGAUACGCAUAACUUAACAUGUUCAAGCUGAUUGCGCCUUUAUAUUAAUGACUCGUGAAAUUUAUUUUCAAAAUUCCCACAACAUUUGUCCAGGAUGUAGAUGUUGUAAUCGACUUCGACAUCGACGGCACUACACAUUAUAGAACAUAUGUAAACAUGCACACACACAAGCACAACAACAACAGUACUUCUCGUGAUACUCGAGACAACAUAGAUAUUUUGAUGUUCAAACAACACCUACAAAGUGAAGUCAUCUUAUGCAGUCUUCAAUUCAUGAGAAGUACUGGUUUUAAGUUCUAGUUUAUUUUGGAGGUGCACCACCACCACACACUCUUACGUCAGAACACUGCUUACGGAAGGCUUUAACAGGCCCUCCUGCAGUGUCUCUGAGAGAAAAAUGAACUGUAUUUCUGGUUGUAAGAAGGAACGUUAUUGUAUUGGGUUUUUUGUAUUUAGGAAGUGCAUAUACCGAUACCUACUAACACAUUCAUUGGAGGGAGCAAGGAUUGUAAAGUUGUGAGGCUCAACUUUCGUUGGUCAUUGAGGUUGGUCGCUGAGAUCGAAGAGGAGACACCUGGAGAGAACAGGGGAAAACCAAGGGAAAGGGGGAGAGCUUUGAAGGGGGUCUCUUCCGUUUAGCAUCAGUGGCCACUGACUGCUGGCCUUUAAUAUUAGACAUUUUCAGUUACAGUAGAUCAGAUGGUUGAGAAUUAUUACUCAAACUCAUCAUAAUUUCGGAAAUUAAUCUAGCUACUACAGCACCAUUAGAAUCAAUUAUAUACCUGUACUACAGGGAAUUAUAUCCAAUCCAUCGGCAAUUAAGUGUGAGAUGGCAAUCCAUAGCCAACCCUUCUAUGGGUCGCAUGUAUGAAUAGACAACUGCCCAUGGACGACAUAGUCCAUACACGAGAUGAAGAUACCGAGCAGAACUUGGCGCACCAUUGCUUUCUUUAACCUUAUGAGGGGGUAGUUACCGUUGAAUUUUUGUGGAUAGUCAAAGCAAGGAAUGAAAAGAUGCAAAGUAUAAACAACAUUUUCCGCCGCUAGGAUAAACUAGAUAUCCUCUACGAUCGUCGUUAAUCAAAAUGGGAAUGGGAAAAGGAAUAGCAAAUGGGACCACUUCAACUAUGGCGCAUGAUCAUGCAGUGGACCAGCAU
Amoebophrya sp. A25 is the source of this 6879-nucleotide messenger RNA. Lineage: Eukaryota; Dinophyceae; Syndiniales; Amoebophryaceae. The record is from the annotation of a GenBank genome assembly.